Molecule: messenger RNA, 987 nt
Organism: Amaranthus tricolor (Joseph's coat)
Lineage: Eukaryota; Viridiplantae; Streptophyta; Magnoliopsida; Caryophyllales; Amaranthaceae
Exons: 2
Coding region: 1-987 (328 amino acids)
Source: RefSeq, a predicted model, not a curated record
AUGGUUGUUGUUGAGAAUGAAGAGGAGGUAAUAGAGGAAGAAGCACCUGAUGAAGGGGAAAAGGAGGAACAACCGGCACCUGCCCCAGAGAAGAGAAAGGAGCCCACCACUGAUGUAUAUGUACCUCCUGUUCCUUUCCCACGAAGAUUAGCGCGUCGCAAGCUUGAAGAAAAAUAUGGGAAGUUUUUAGAACUUCUGAGUAAGCUUGAAAUAAACAUUCCUUUCAUAGAUGCUAUCAAGGAGAUGCCUUCUUAUGCAAAAUUUCUAAAGGAGGUAUUAUCUAACAAAAGGAAGCUGCAGGAAACAGGCGUUAGAAACACUGAGAGGAGAAUGCAGCGCUAUCUUAGAGUGCAAGUCAAAUUUGGUGAAGUCUUGGUUAAUAAAGCACUUGCUGACUUGGGAGCUAGUGUAUGUAUCAUGCCGCUGUCUUUAUGCAAGAAGAUCAAUGCAGAGAUCAAGCCAACAAGGAUGUCUUUGCAGCUAGCCGAUAGAUCAGUAAGGUUUCCAGUUGGAGUUCUUGAAGAUUUGCCAGUUCAAAUGGGGAAGUUCUAUGUCCCUUGUGAUUUUGUGAUUAUGGAUAUUGUUGAAGAUCAUAUCAUACCUAUCAUUCUAGGGAGAGAUUUUUUGAAGACCGCACGGGCUAUAUUUGAUGUAUUCAAUGGCAAGCUUACAUUGAACAUCCUGGGGGAGGACGUCGAAUUUCAUCUUCCAUCAAUAAUGAAAGGACCCGCUGAUGAAUCACUGUGCAAACCAGAAGUAGCGAGGGUUGAGAUUAUGCAUCCACAGUAUGAUGACCCUUUGAGAUCAAUCUUAGAAGGAGUUGAGGAUGGAAGGUGCUCAGAAGCCGCAAGUUUGAAGAAGAUUUUAGAUAAACCAGAUUUCUAUAUGGAACCAAUGAUGGAGACCGUUUUGGAGGCUUUUGUGACGGUUAAACAGGAGAGAUCCACGCCUCCUCAUGUAAAUCUUAAACCCCUUCCCUCUUCUUAA